UCCUGGUGAACCCCGGCCUGGAGAGCCCCGGCGCCGAGCAGGAGCCGAGCAGAGGCGGAGGAGAUGGCAUCCCAGCCGCCGCCGCCCCCGAAACCCUGGGAGACCCGCCGAAUUCCGGGGGCUGGUCCGGGACCAGGACCCGGCCCCACUUUCCAAUCUGCUGAUUUGGGUCCUACUUUAUUGACAAGACCUGGACAACCAACGCUUACCAGAGUGCCGCCACCUAUUCUUCCAAGGCCAUCACAGCAGACAGGAAGCAGCAGUGUGAACACUUUUAGACCUGCUUACAGUUCAUUUUCUUCUGGAUAUGGUGCCUAUGGAAAUUCAUUUUAUGGAAGCUAUAGCCCUUAUAGUUAUGGGUAUAAUGGGUUGGGCUAUAACCGCCUCCGUGUGGAUGAUCUUCCACCUAGUAGAUUUGUUCAGCAAGCUGAAGAAAGCAGCAGAGGUGCAUUUCAGUCCAUUGAAAGUAUUGUGCAUGCAUUUGCCUCUGUCAGUAUGAUGAUGGAUGCUACCUUUUCAGCUGUCUAUAACAGUUUCAGGGCUGUAUUGGAUGUAGCAAAUCACUUUUCCCGAUUAAAAAUACACUUCACAAAGGUCUUUUCAGCUUUUGCAUUAGUUAGGACUAUAAGGUAUCUUUAUAGACGGUUACAGCGAAUGAUAGGUUUAAGAGGAGGCUCUGAGAAUGAGGACUUAUGGGCAGAAAGUGAAGGAACUGUGGCUUGCCUUGGUGCCGAGGACAGAGCAGCUAAUUCAGCAAAAUCUUGGCCAAUAUUCUUAUUCUUUGCUGUAAUCCUUGGUGGUCCUUAUCUCAUCUGGAAACUGCUGUCUACCCACACUGAUGAAGUAACAGACAACACCAACUGGGCAAGUGGUGAGGAUGACCAUGUAGUUGCUAGAGCAGAAUAUGAUUUUACUGCUGCAUCUGAAGAAGAAAUUUCUUUCCGUGCUGGUGAUAUGCUACAUUUAGCUCUCAAAGAACAGCAACCCAAAGUGCGUGGUUGGCUUCUGGCUAGUCUUGAUGGUCAAACAACAGGACUUAUACCUGCUAAUUAUGUCAAAAUUCUUGGUAAAAGAAGAGGUAGAAAAACAGUGGAAUCCAGUAAAAUUCCCAAGCAGCAACAAUCUUUUACCAACACAACACUAAUUAAAGGAGCCACGGCCGCUGAUUCUUUGGAUGAACAGGAAGCUGCCUUUGAAUCUGUUUUUGUUGAAACUUGUAAGGUUCCAGUUGCACCUGAUUCCACUGGGAAAAGUGGCGAUAAACAAGAUCUUUGAUAUUGCUCAUGUUUGCCUGCAGUUGAACUAUACUUUAGAGUACUUUAAAAAAAUUAUUUCUUACAAAGAAAUUAAUCUACAAUCCAAUGAAAAUAUUUGUUAAUGGCUAUUCCAGUUGUUUUGCUGCUAGAAAUUAUUAAAGUUGUACACUAGUAUGUUGGUCUAGUGACCUGGUUCCGUUUUACAAGUUAUUGGACCACGAGGAUGUUUGUUUCACCAGGAUUUUAAGAUUAUGAAGACUGCUAUCAUUUUCAUCUUAUUUAAAACCCUACAUUUAUUGAAAGAGUAAGAUUGAUGAACUAUAGAGUACAUUGUUUGCUACAGUAGGGAUCAUUAAUGCUUUUUAAAGUUCUAGAUUAAUUGACUUGGAAUCCUCAGAAAUCGAGUGAUAACGUAAAUAUGAGAACAAGCAAAGAGGCUAAUAUUUUUUUACAACUGUAAAAAUAAAAUUUUUCUUAUCUGUAUUAUGUCUAGUCUUGGGUUUGCUUUUAGGCAGUAGUAUGUUUUCACCCACCAACAAUUAUACUGUUAUCUUUUAUUGUAUUUUUUUAAAAUUUAUCUUAAAAGAUCACUAGAAGCGUUGUGAAGGAGAUGGUUCUAGAAUGAUAUUUAGCCUUAAUAGUUUUCCCUGCUAGUAAAAAGGCUGAACUUUGUCUUACAGAUUAUUUCAUUUCUUCUGAGGAACAUAGAACUUUUUAUCCCUUUAUAAUAUGAUUAGUUUUCAUUCUGGAUGAAUCAGAAUAUAUGAAAGAUUUACUUUCUUUUCCUCCAACCAAGACUCAACUCCUUUGAGUAUGUGCUUAAUGAUAUAGUCAGUUCUAGUAGUAAUGAUUUUAAAUCUUUUCAUAGAUUCUCUGCUUCUAUAUAGUAUAAUUACUUUUUAAAAUUCCAUAUUCAGGCUGUUCUUUAAACAUUGAAAAUGUGUCACAUUGGAUACACAUUUCUUUUAGGUUUAGUUUUUACUACUGAGAAAAAUGCUGAGUAGCCCUUUAGUGUACGAUAAUGCCAUUUGACUCUUUUAAAUGCCAUUAAAUUUCAGGACACAAAAUUUCCCCACAAAAUUGGGAAAUUCGUAUACUUGCUGUGAUCAUACUACAAAAUAAUACUAUCAGGAAUGUAGGUGUACAAGAAUACAUUUACAGCUAUUGUUGAAAACUGGGAAUUAUUUGAUAAAGAUUUUCAUUGAGUAUUUUCAUCUUUCUUUUUACAAACUUUAUGUUCACCAAAUUAGUAAUUCAGACUAAAACAUACAGGAACCAAAUACACACUCAGCAUAGAACUUUACUAAAGACUUCUUGGGAACCUCUCUUUUGAAAUGACUGUAUAAGAAGUAAUACAUCAUUUAAAAUACAAAUGUUGACCUUGUGCAGAAAAAAAUAAUAGGAUAGUAAAACUUAUCUUAGGCCUCUUUUUCUAACACCCAGGUAUUACUUAAUCUUCAAGUUGAGGAGAUAAAGUUUCUUGUAAUUAUUUUCCACUUAUGUUCUACAAUUAGAGGUUCUGCUUUGUUUUGUUGGAGAAUAAUUUAUGGAAAUUCUCUUCUUGAAACAAAUUUUUGAUAAAACAAAUUAGUAAAUUUGAUGUUGAGACAUCUAAAUUGAAUGCUAGAAGUGAAGUAGAGGUGAAAUGUUGAGUCAACAUUAUUUAGGUUAGAAAAAGUGAGUCUUUAGGAUAGAAUUUGUGACUAGUAUUAAAGAUGUGUAGGGAGAAGAAUAUAGCACAGAAUAAGUGACAAAAACAACUUCACUUUUCUUAGGGUGUUUAUUUUUUGGUUAAGUAUACUAAAUUGCAAUAUACAUUAUCUAACUGGUAACUAUUUGUGUCUAAAAAUUUCUUUUCUAUUAAAAUUCUAGAAAAGGAAUUUAGGACUAGAAUAAGCAGAGAAAUUUUAUAACCUUUUUACCAUUACAGUUUUAGUAUAAUUUUUUUUAGAUGAGAUUAAAGGUAAUGUUCAAGGCUCCAAUAUUGUUAUUUUUAGAAACUUAUUUAGGGAGUGCUACUUUACAGAAAUUACUAACUGAAACCAAAACAUUUUCAAUUAAAUAAAAUAAAACACAAAUUACAAUAAAACAGGUUUCAUUUUUAACAUUUUUCUGAUUGUAUGUUAUCAGUUUUGAAAGGAAAAAGAAGACAGAUUUUCAUGUUUUAACAUUUUAUUUAGGUACAUGAUUUAGUCUGUCAGUGUGUCAUUAUACAUUUAUUUGAAUAUAGCUGUCCUUUAUCUUGUGUUUUCUUUAAUGGAAAAAAGAACAGAAGUUGAAUGCAGUUAAAAUUUUAUUUUUAAUAGAUUGUGAAGUUACUUUUACUGGACAAAUAAAAAUAUAUUAAACUUGAUUCAAAUUUUUUGAUGAUAAACUUAACUCUUUUUGCAGGAUUGGAAUUGAUAUAAAAAGUCUCUGUAGUUUUCUUCAUAUCAUUGUGUGUAUUAACUACUGCAAACUAAUGUGUCUAUUCUAUUUCCUUGUGAUUAAAAAACAUAUUAGAUUUACAUUUAUAUAAAAACUACCGGGAAGGUGACUUAAAUAAAAAUAAGACCACAAAUCUAGAUUUUGGGAAACCUAGAUUCUAGUCUGGACACCACUACUUACUUACUACAAGAUUUAACUCAUACUGUUUUUCACUGAUAACGUUGGGGAUAGCUGCUACAUCUGCCUCACAUGAGAGUACCUUGUUUUUUUAAUGUAAGUAUGGAUUUUUAUUCAGAAUUGCUUCUGAAAUACCACAGCUUAGCAGCCAACCCAUUGUCUUUUUUUAAAUUUAUUUUUAAAAAUUUUGUUUUUUAUUUUAAAAUUAGGUCAUAAUAGUUUAUAACAUUGUGAAAAUUCAGACGUACAUUAUUAUUUGUCAGUGACCAUAUAUAUUACCCUUUUAUGCCCCUUUACUGCUUAUGCCCACUCCCAACCCCAUUCCCCUCUGGUAACCACUAAUCUGUUCUCUUUGUGUGUUUAUCUUCCACAUAUGAGUAAAAUCAUGCAGUGUU
This is a messenger RNA of Equus quagga, 4255 nucleotides long. It is a transcript of the gene PEX13, whose product is annotated as peroxisomal biogenesis factor 13. Bases 64 to 1275 code for a protein of 403 amino acids. Lineage: Eukaryota; Metazoa; Chordata; Mammalia; Perissodactyla; Equidae. The record is from RefSeq and is a predicted model, not a curated record. Gene Ontology annotation, cellular component: peroxisome; peroxisomal membrane; peroxisomal importomer complex. Gene Ontology annotation, biological process: protein import into peroxisome matrix, docking. The transcript has 4 exons. Gene Ontology annotation, molecular function: protein binding.